AUGUUCUGGUAUGACCCAGGAGUUUCAGGUGCUUGGUGGAACGGGUUGCCAAUUGAUCACUACUUUGACGACAAUGACACUCGUUGGGGAUCGAUGAGGACGAGCUGGACAGACAAUAACGGAAUAUAUGUCGCAAUGAAGGCCAGCAACCUGACUGCACAUCAAACGCAUGGCGACCUUGACUGUGGUGACUUCGUUCUCGAUGCCCUGGGUCAACGAUGGGCUGGAGAACUUGGCUCCGGUGACUACCUCGGAGCUGGCUACUUUAGCAGCGAAGCUCAGAAUAGCGCUCGCUGGUUAUGGUACCGCAAAAUGACAGAGGGCCAAAACACACUGAGCAUUGCUGGUGCAAACCAGAACGUCAAUGCUUUGCCCACCGUCAGAUUCGACACCACCGGGGAAGCGCAGGGACCAUCCACCAUCUUUGAUGCUGGCAGUACCUCGACUGCAUACAUGGUCGCCGAUCUGACCAGCGCCUAUGACGCUGAUGUCAAACGCGGUAUCCGUUUCAUCAAUGGCAGAAAGCAAGUCUUGCUGCAAGACGAGCUUACCAAUGUAAACGCCGUUACCUACUGGCGUAUGCAUACAAAUGCGACAGUGACGAUCGACGGAGCGAAUGCCAACCUCGAGCUCAACGGCAAGAGGCUGCAGGUUCAACUGCUCAAUGCUCCCAAUAACGUACAGUGGCAAACACUCGAACCUGUCCGAACAUCGGAUGCACCACAGCUUCAGACUGGUCAAGACCCCGAUCAGCCGAACCCAGGUGUCACGGUGCUCAGUUUGUCGAUUCCGGCUGGCACGAACACCAUCCAGGUUCUCUUCAAUCCUCAGUGGGACAACUUCUCCAACUUCCAGAAUCCUCCUUCGGUGGCACUCGCAGACUGGUCACUUACAUCUCACUGA
Molecule: messenger RNA, 903 nt
Organism: Serendipita indica DSM 11827
Lineage: Eukaryota; Fungi; Basidiomycota; Agaricomycetes; Sebacinales; Serendipitaceae
Source: the annotation of a GenBank genome assembly